UCAUCCCCUACUAUUAUGGUAUCAGCCUUGAGAAUCCCCGGACGUGGCGGAGCUCGGGCGCUCAUUUGGGCGGAGGAAAGUGGAGCAAGGUGAAUCCCUGCACUGCCACUUUGUCGCAAUAUGAGAAUGGACAACUGUCCUUUCGAUCUACUCGCCCUUUUUUGCGAUUGGCUUUGGGAGCCCCGCGAUUUAGCCUCUGUUUCGUCAACAAGUAGGUCUCUCUGUCGAGCCGCGACCCCUCGCCUUUAUUCGUCACUACGGUUUGGUGCUAAGCAGGCCGCCAAAUGGAGACAUGAGGCGUCAUUUAUACACACGAUAAAUCGGCGCUGUGAUCUAGGGGAAUACGUCAGAAGCAUCGAUAUCGUCAUGGUGCCACUCGGACCCUCAGGACCUGAUCAGACGUUCUACUCUAUGUGCACUCGUGCCAUAGAGAUCUGCCAUAACUUACAUUCCUUUUCAUCGGUACCUUUGCAAACAAAUCAAUGCGCAACGUAUAUGGUGGAGAAGCUGCUCUCACUGCGAGGACCGUCGCUCUCCUCUCUUCGCCUGCCCUCUGGAGUCGUCGGAACUUUGGAAGUCCUCGGGACUUGUACAAGUCUCUCUGAGUUACAUUUGGAGCGGCCCAGCCAUGUGCUAUUGUCAGCUCUUCCGACAUGGAUUGAUGCACUUACUUCGACACUGAGGUCAUUUUCCCUCUCGGACUCGAACGUAUCUAAGGAGUUACUCGACGAUGUUCUUUCGAGAGCUCCUGGGAUCAUCACACUGUCCAUUAAACAUUGCAGUUCUAUUGGCCUCACGGACCUGCUGAUCCUGGUAUCCAAAAACCUUCCAGAACUAGAGUCUCUUUCCGUUGCUCUGAUGAAUGGCUACAUGCCCGUUGGGGAUUUCGACGCGACCUUGACUAACCUACGGAGCUUCAGCAUCGAAAUCGGAACAACCGGGUUGACUUCUAACGGGUCCGACAAGCGCAGUAUGGACACCCAACCGUGGACAAGCGCUUUGCGGUGUAUCAAGAACUCCCCGCUUCAGUCCCUCACACUAAAGAAAUCUAGCGCUCCGGCUGUAUUACCAUCCGAGCCGGUGCCCCUUAGUAUUCUCUGGGAGGAUAAGCAACCUCCUCCCCUUAAGCGGCUUGUCGUAUGGGGGUCCAAUCUUACGCUGGAUGCCGUACAAAAGAUUUGUAUGGUCUUCGAGCACCUUGAAGUGUUGGGCGUGCAUUUUUCCGGGUUGAGCACCGCUCGAGCCUGUAACGUACUCAAUAAAGCCCGGAAUCUCCACACAAUCUUAGACAAUCGAUCUCGGGGCAUCCGUCCCGAUAUAGUCCGCGCUUUAUUGAUAAGUACGAAGCUCCGGCGAAUAUAUCUAGAUCGUGAACACUGGGAGAUUUAUUCGUCCGUUCAAAAAACGAACACAGGGGAACUGACAAUCGUCCGGGAGAUCAGGUUUUCGGUGAGCCAGCGCUAAUAUGACGUUGUGUGAAUUUUUCGUUUCAAAUACACGAGGACAAUACCGACAUUCGGUGAAUAGCACUGCAAUGGGAGUUUCUUGAAUGGCUGUCUUUCGCUCAUCUUACCGUACAAUGGGUCUUGAUCUGAAGAAGGGACGUUCUGUGUUUCGGCGGUACAAAAAAAUGAACAUCGAUCUGGAUCAUAUAGCCGGAUUCAGAUGAUGGCGUGACCUGCACAUAAGGCCAACCGCCAGCCAUUUUCGUCUUAUAAAGGAAAGGAAGUAGUUGGCGCAAAAUGGCGAGGUUGGAUGAAUGGACGAAAUGUAUUUAGCUAUGCAUGCAUGUCAUGAUCAUAAUUACAGCACGAGCGGAU
This is a messenger RNA of Cantharellus anzutake, 1820 nucleotides long. RefSeq lists its product as uncharacterized. The transcript is spliced from 7 exons. The record is from RefSeq and is a predicted model, not a curated record. Lineage: Eukaryota; Fungi; Basidiomycota; Agaricomycetes; Cantharellales; Hydnaceae. Bases 121 to 1464 code for a protein of 447 amino acids.